Messenger RNA from Passer montanus (Eurasian tree sparrow), 1682 nucleotides. RefSeq names its product apomucin-like. Gene Ontology annotation, biological process: neuron differentiation; endoplasmic reticulum tubular network formation; brain development. Gene Ontology annotation, cellular component: postsynaptic density; neuron projection. The record is from RefSeq and is a predicted model, not a curated record. The transcript is spliced from 7 exons. Lineage: Eukaryota; Metazoa; Chordata; Aves; Passeriformes; Passeridae.
AUGCGCAUGCGCACCAGCGCCGAGCUGCGGCGGGAGGGCGGCGCGCGGCCAUUGCGGGCCGGUGAUUGGCUCAGGCGCGCCGGCUCCUCCCACCUGCAGCAGGUGCGGGGCGCUGAUUGGUGCGCCGGCGCCGGCCACGCCCCUCCCGGCGCCGCCCCCCCCGCAGUCGGGGCGCGGCCGCCGCCCCGCACGGACGGGCUCGCUCCGCGCUCCGCCAUGGCCGAUUCCGCCGCGCAGUCCUCGCUGGUCUCCAGCUCCUCUUCCACCUCCGUGACCUCGUCCUCGUCCUCCUCCUCCUCCUCCACGCGGGCCCUGGUCGGCGGUUCCAUGUCGUGCGCCGAUCCCCCCAAUUCUUCCUCUUCUUCCUCCUCCUCUUCCUCCUCCCAGCCCGUUUCUCUCUUUGCGGCUUCACCAGCGGCACCGGGAGGGCGCGACCGGGGGGCGCCCGCGGGGGGGGGCGGCGCGCAGAGCCCCCCCGAGUCUCCGGAGUCGCCGUUCGAGGUGGUCCCGGACCGCGCCGCCUUCGACCGCGAGUUCGGCCCCGCGCUCGCCCAGAUCCCCGAGGGCCGCGUGUGCCACUUCCCGCCCAAGCCCCGCGGCGGCCCCGGGGGUCCCGGUGGUCCCGGUGGUCCCGGGGGCGGCCCCGGGCGGGGGCUGGCCCGGCCGCCCCCCGGCUCGGCGGCGGCGCUGGAGGAGGUGUCGCGCUGCGUGCGGGAGAUGCACAGCUUCACCAGCGAGCUGCUCUCCUGGGACCUGGUGGAGCGCCACGGCGGCGACGGCGACACGGCCGGCGGGGACGGCGACACCGGAGGCGGGGACGGCGACUCCGGAGGCGGGGACAGCCACGGGGGCGGCGGGGACAGCGCUAGAGGCAUCAGUAACGGCGUGGGGAACGGCGUCACCGGUGUCACCGGCACUGGGAAUGGUGUCAUCGGUGUCACUGGUGCUGGAAAUGGUGUCACUGGCAUUGGGAAAGGUGUCACCGGUGUCACCGGCACUGGGAACGGUGUCACUGGUGUCACUGGCGCUGGAAAUGGUGUCACGUCCCUCCCCGCCGCCCCCCGGCGCUGGCAGCAGGAGCACCAGACCCUGCAGGAACUGGGGGAGCCCCUCCCCCGCCUGGCAGCGGUGCAGGACCUGCUGUUCUGGCGGGACGUGAGGAAGAGCGCGGUGGCCUUCGGCGCCAGCCUGGUGCUGCUGCUGUCGCUGGCCACGCUCAGCGCCGUCACCGUGGUGGCACACGUGGCGCUGGCCCUGCUCUCGGUCACCAUCAGCCUGCGCGUCUACAAGGCCGUGGUGCAGGCGCUGCAGAAAUCCGAGGAGGGGCACCCCUUCAGGUGAGCGGGCUUUGGGGGGUUUGGGGGGUUUGGGGUGACCAUGUGGUUGAUGACCUACGUGGGAGCCGUUUUCAACGGCAUCACCCUCCUCAUCCUCGCCGACAUCUUGGCCUUCACCCUCCCGCCCCUGUACGAGAAAUACGAGGUGCAGAUCAAUCACUACGUGGACCUCAUCCGCCGCCAGACCAAGGACCUCAUGGCCAAGAUCCAGGCGAAGCUCCCGGGUCUGGCCAAGAAGAAGCCGGAAUAAACCCCCGGGUGGGGGAGGGGGAGUUUGGGGGUGCCCCGCGGUGCCCCCCCCACUCCAAGCUUGUCUUUCCCCCCCCUCCCCAAACCCCACCCACA